AUGAAUCGACUCUUCGGAAGCAAAGCCGCCAAACCAAAACCGUCUCUCACCGAUGCCAUCGCCUCCACCGAAACACGGGCCGACUCGGUCGAAGUCAAGAUCCGCAAACUCGAUUCCGAGCUCACCCGCUAUCGCGAUCAGAUGCGCAAGAUGCGCGACGGACCCGGCAAGACCGCCAUCCAACAACGCGCACUCCGCGUCCUCAAACAGAAACGUCUCUACGAGAACCAGCUCGCGCAACUCCAACAACAAUCGUACAACAUGGAGCAGGCUACCAUGACAACUGAAAACCUGCGAAAUACCAUGGCGACGUUCGACGCGAUGCAAACCGCCAACAAGGAGAUGAAGAAGACGUACGGCAAGAUCGAUUUGGACAAGAUCGAGAGUAUGCAGGAUGAGAUGGAGGAUCUGAUCGAAGCGGCGAAUGAGGUUCAGGAGACGCUGGGGAGGAGCUAUGGCGUGCCGGACGAGGUGGAUGAGGAGGAUCUCCAGGCCGAACUCGAUGCGUUGGAGGCAGAAGGUGGAUGGGAGGAAGAAGGGGAGAGCAUGCCGAGCUAUUUGCAGAGCAAUCAGGAGUUGCCGGACUUUGUCGAUGAGCUGCCAAACGAGGGAUUGGGAGCAGGCGAGAACAAGGAGCAGGAACAGGCGCUAAGGGCGGCGUAG
This is a messenger RNA of Pseudozyma hubeiensis SY62, 663 nucleotides long. RefSeq lists its product as hypothetical. The record is from RefSeq and is a predicted model, not a curated record. Gene Ontology annotation, biological process: vesicle budding from membrane; late endosome to vacuole transport via multivesicular body sorting pathway. The transcript has a single exon. Bases 1 to 663 code for a protein of 220 amino acids. Gene Ontology annotation, cellular component: multivesicular body. Lineage: Eukaryota; Fungi; Basidiomycota; Ustilaginomycetes; Ustilaginales; Ustilaginaceae.